AUGAGUGGAUUUGACAUGUCGCCCUCGUCAACGAACGUUCACGCCCAGACCAACUAUGGGUAUAUGGUUGGCAAUCAGCACGGGGCUACUAAUCUCACCUUCAUCACCGGCGGCAAUACUGAUGCAAGUGAUGCGGCAUUUAUUCAAGCACUCCGGGUCAGCCCAGAUGAUUCGAGAACCAAUGCUAUCGAGUCAGUCAGCGACAGGAUAGUCUCGGCUUGCUGGGACUGGAUCCUCGACCACGCGACGUAUGAUGCGUGGCUUCACAAUGAUGACUCUCGCCUGCUCUGGAUCUUUGGAGGUCCUGGUAAAGGAAAGACGGUCCUUGCAAUUAGCCUUGUUGCCGAAAUUGCAGCAUCCAGCGAUGCCAUUGUUUGUGAUUUCUUUUGCCGGCACAUGGACGACAAAGCAAACUCAGCUUCGGCAAUACUCCGAGGCCUCAUUCGUGGGUUAGCUCAAAACCAACGCCGUCUCAUUGGCGUGAUACGCGACAAAUACAAGGCACCGGAAGACUUGAACGGCGCCCAGCUCAGGGAACUAUGGGGUCUGCUGAGAGCCAUGCUUGCCAACUGCAUAGGCUCCAAAGUCGUGUACCUGGUUAUAGAUGCAAUAGAUGAAUGUCGUGACGAUCGCCCGGUUUUGCAGCUUCUCGAAUACAUAAAAAAGGAGCCGUUCAAACUCCCACAGAUUAAGGUCAAGUGGCUAAUCACGAGCCGGCCCUCAUCCGAGUUUGAGAGAAUCACCGGAACCGACCCUGGAAGGUGUAUUAUUGACCUGGCCAUGGAAGAAAAGGCUUCCCAGAGCGUCGAGGUUUUCAUCGAACAAUCGGUCAACGGCAUGGCUAAAUGGAACCAAAAAACCAAAAACGACGUACUCAGUUUCCUCCGCAAAGUUGCAGAACACACUUUCCUCUACGUCAGUAUGGUCUGGAAGGAACUUUACCAGGUGCCAGAGUGGGAGAUCUCGGCCCGGCUGUCAGAGUUACAAAGCAACAACCCAGGCAGCAUCCUUCACGGAAUGUAUCGCGUCAUGUUAGACCGGACUUUGGCCAUGGACAAGAGAUCCGGAAACACAUACCGUCAGGACAUACUUCGUGUUGUUUUGCUUGCCACGCGUGUUUUGAACUGGGCGGAAUUGGCAAUUGCCGCUGGUCUCCCUCGGCAAUCUUAUCCUUAUGACCACAGUUCGGUUGGAAUUGGACCGAUCGCAGAGCUCAUCCAGCAGUGUGGCCAUUUUCUGCUCCUUCAGAGUGUUUGCUCCCAUGGCUGGAAGCAAUGGCCUACUUAA
Messenger RNA from Scedosporium apiospermum, 1287 nucleotides. RefSeq lists its product as uncharacterized. The transcript has 3 exons. The record is from RefSeq and is a predicted model, not a curated record. Bases 1 to 1287 code for a protein of 428 amino acids. Lineage: Eukaryota; Fungi; Ascomycota; Sordariomycetes; Microascales; Microascaceae.